Molecule: messenger RNA, 873 nt
Organism: Lolium rigidum
Lineage: Eukaryota; Viridiplantae; Streptophyta; Magnoliopsida; Poales; Poaceae
Product: alkylated DNA repair protein ALKBH8 homolog
Exons: 3
Coding region: 105-692 (195 amino acids)
Biological process (GO): DNA damage response; fatty acid metabolic process
Cellular component (GO): mitochondrial matrix
Source: RefSeq, a predicted model, not a curated record
UCUUACCUGCUUAUUUUACCAGAGCCAUCAAAUCACAGACGAAAUUUGGGUCUAGCUUGUUAUUUUGCUUUAAUGAAUUCUAAGUAUCGUUGAGAUGAUUCACAAUGUCGAUGUCCCCAUUUGUGUUAUUUGCAGAAGGAUGGUUUAGUGAUGCAAGCAACCAAGCAAUGAGAUUUGGUGAUCUCCCUCCAUGGGCUGUUGAACUUUCUGCGCUUGUUCGCGAAUGUAUUUGCAUUGGUGAUGUUGAUGUUGGCAUCAGCCCAGGGUGGACGAACGAGGAUGAAGAUGCAUGUCCUCUGCCAUCAGAUUUGCUAUGGAGGGAACCGCUUUUUGAUCAACUGAUUGCAAACAGAUACAAGCCAGGUGAGGGUAUCUGUGCUCAUGUUGAUCUGAUGCGCUUCGACGACGGGAUUGCAAUAGUCUCUCUUGAGUCCGCCUGCGUGAUGAACUUCAGUCGAGAAUGCGCUUCCUAUGAUACACAGAAUACACAGAAGCACGGGGAGAGUGAAUCGACCAAUGUCCCUGUCUACCUGAACCCAGGUUCACUUGUAGUACUGUCAGGCGAUGCACGGUAUCACUGGAAGCACGAGAUAAACCGCAAGCCAGGUGCUCAACUCUGGAAUGGGAGAGAGCUUGAACAGCAUAGAAGAACUUCAGUUACUCUGAGGAAACUUAAGGCUUCUCCCAACUAAAGUUGGCAGGGUUAACAUUUGUUGCAAAAUGUUAGUGUUUGGCAAUGUUACACUGAUUAUUUUUGCUAAAGAUGACCAGCUCGAUGUUUUUGUCAUGUGAAUACAAUGUUCCGGUAUUUGAAACACACUGUAGACUAUUCCGAAAUUAUGAAAGUAAGAAUUUAUUUUCUUUGUGGAGGCA